CCGCACCGCGCAGGGCCGCGCCUGGCCGGGUGGCUGCGGCGGCGGCCGGCGGGCCAUGCUGCUAAAGCUCCUGCAGCGCCAGACCUACACCUGCCUGUCUCACCGCUAUGGGCCCUGCCUCUGCCUCGGUGGCCUCGUCCUCAUGAUCGUCUCCGCCCUGCAGUUCGGGGAGGUUGUGUUGGAGUGGAGUAGAGAUCAGUAUCAUGUUAUGUUUGAUUCAUACAGAGACAACGUUGCGGGCAAAUCGUUUCAGAAUCGGCUUUGUUUACCCAUGCCAAUUGAUGUGGUAUACACCUGGGUGAACGGCACAGAUGUUGAACUGAUCAAAGAACUGCAACAGGUCAGAGAACAGAUGGAGGAAGAACAGAAAAUAAUGAGGGAAAUCCUUGGAAAGAAUGCAACAGAACCAACAAAGAAGAGUGAGAAGCAACUGGAAUGUUUGUUGACACACUGCGUUAAAGUGCCAAUGCUUGUUCUGGAUCCUGCACUGCUGACCAACAUUACGCUGAAAGACCUCCUGUCCAUUCAUCCUACUUUACAAGCUGCUAACAAUAUGUUCUUUGUAGCAAAACCAAAAAAUCCUUCCACCAACGUGACAGUAAUUGUUUUUGAUAACCCUAAGGAUGCUGAAGCUGCCCAUUCUGGAAUGUUGAAAGACAACAGCAAGCAUAUAGUAUGGAGGGGUUACUUGACUACAGACAAAGAAGUUCCAGGUCUGGUGUUAAUGCAAGAUUUGGCCUUCCUUAGUGGAUUUCCAGCUACAUUCAAAGAAACAAAUCAGCUGCGAACAAAACUACCAGAGAGCCUGGCCUCUAAAGUAAAAUUGUUGCAGCUCUAUUCAGAAGCCAGUGUGGCUCUUUUGCAACUGAAUAACCCCAAGGGUUUCCAUGAACUGAGCAAACAAGCGAAGAAGAACAUGACUAUAGAUGGAAAAGAAUUAACACUUAAUCCUGCUUACUUAUUGUGGGACCUGAGCUCCAUCAGUCAGUCUAAACAGGAUGAAGAUAUUUCUGCCAGCCGGUUUGAAGAUAACGAAGAGCUGAGGUAUUCCUUACGAUCAAUAGAGAGACACGCUCCUUGGGUGCGACAUAUUUUCAUUGUCACUAAUGGGCAGAUUCCUUCCUGGCUUAACCUGGAUAAUCCCCGGAUAACUAUAGUGACCCACCAGGAAAUAUUUCAGAAUGUGAGUCACUUGCCAACCUUCAGUUCACCAGCUAUUGAAAGCCACAUUCAUCGUAUCAAUGGUCUCUCUCAGAAGUUUAUCUAUCUCAAUGACGAUGUUAUGUUUGGAAAGGAUGUUUGGCCUGAUGAUUUUUACAGUCACUCUAAAGGUCAAAAGGUUUACCUGACUUGGCCUGUGCCAAACUGUGCUGAAGGAUGUCCUGGUUCAUGGAUCAAAGAUGGUUACUGUGAUAAAGCCUGUAAUAACUCGGCUUGUGAUUGGGAUGGAGGUGACUGCAUUGGUAACAGUGGGGGUAGUCGCUAUGUUGCUGGUGGUGGUGCAGUAGGAGGUAUGGGGAAUGGACCACCGUGGCAGUUUGGUGCAGGAAUAAGUGGUGUUUCAUACUGUAACCAAGGUUGUGCUAAUUCCUGGCUAGCAGAUAAAUUCUGUGAUCAGGCCUGCAACGUCCUCUCCUGUGGAUUUGAUGCUGGUGAUUGUGGACAAGAUCACUUUGAAGAAAUGUACAGGGUGACGCUUCAACUAAAUCAGACCUACUAUGUUGUUCCAAAAGGUGAAUGUCUGCCCUAUUUCAGCUUCAGUGAAAUAGCCAAGAAAGCAAUUGAGGGUUCAUAUAGCGAUAAUCCAAUUAUCCGACAUGCUUCAGUUGCUAACAAAUGGAAGACUAUCCACCUCAUAAUGCACAGUGGCAUGAAUACGUCUGUGAUCUAUUUUAAUCUUACAUUUCUAAAUAAAAAUGAUGACGAGUUUAAAAUGCAGGUAGCUGUUGAAGUUGAUACUAGAGAGGAACCAAAACCGAACACAACUUCAGUGCAAAAAUCUGACUCUGAUUUUAAAACAACAACAAUACCAGAAGCUGAGAUGAUAUUUGAAGAUAUUCCCGAAGAAAAACGCUUUCCAAGAGUCAAGAGACAUCGAAAUGGCACAGGAGAGAGUAUCCAUGAAGAGGUGAUAAUACCUUCAGUAAAUCCAUCUCUUCUUCCUGAAAGUGUUCAACUAGCACUGCAGAACUUAGACUUAAAACUAGCAAAUGGUGAUAUCACUCAGAAAGGAUUUAACCUAUCCAAGGCUGCUCUCCUGAGACCUUUUCAGUUCUUAACUACUACAGUAAAGAAGAUUGCAGGUCUGGAAGAGAAUGAAGUGCAUUAUAGUCUACAAGAUCAGAAGAAUAUAACCAGCUGGCAGAAGCCUUAUGAAGAGGUGAACAAUGGGAAAAUAGAAAAAACAAAAGCAAAUGAUGAAUUUCAACCAAGGCUUAUAGGAACAAAGGAGACUGAUGUGACAGUGAACACAAAUAAACCAAUUUCUAGGAUAAAGCCUAAAACCACACAUCCAGCCCGGAGCAUAGGAAAUGAAAAUGAACCUAAAGAUAAAGUAUUGAAUGCGCUUAUAUUAAGGGGAACCCAGAAAUCAAAAAAUAUUGCGAAUGUAGAAGCUGGAGAAGAUACAGAGGGGAUGGAAGGAAGAAAAGGGCAUGUACAGUUGGAUACAAAUAUAAGAGAGGAGUUAGUAGGAAGAAAAUUGCAGUCUUAUGCAGGAAGUUACCAAGGCUUUUUGCCAUGGGAGAAAAAGAAGUAUUUCCAGGACCUUCUUGAUGAGGAAGAGUCAUUACUCAAAGAAAUGUCAUACUUUACUGAUGGUAAACAUCUUGGAAGGCAGCUGAAAGAUACAUUUGCUGAUUCCCUUCGAUAUGUAAAUAAGCUUUUAAACAGUAAAUUUGGAUUUACAUCUCGGAAAGUCCCUGCUCAUAUGCCUCACAUGAUUGACCGCACUGUUAUGCAAGAGCUGCAGGACAUGUUUCCUGAGGAGUUUGACAAGACAUCAUUUCACAAAGUGCGGCACUCAGAAGAUAUGCAAUUUGCUUUUUCAUAUUUCUACUAUCUUAUGAGUGCAGUUCAACCACUGAAUGUUUCUCAGAUCUUCGAUGAGGUCGAUACGGACCAGUCAGGGAUUUUGUCUGACCGAGAGAUUCGCACACUGGCCACAAGAAUUCAUGAACUACCAUUAAGUUUGCAGGACUUGACAGGUCUGGAACAAAUGCUAAUAAAUUGUUCGAAAUCUCUUCCUGCUAACAUCACUCAGAUCCAUGUCAUUCCACCAACUCAGGAAGCAUAUUAUGAUCCCAAUCUGCCUCCGGUGACUAAAAACCUAGUGACUAAUUGCAAACCUGUGACUGAUAGAAUUCGUAAGGCAUACAAGGACAAAAACAAAUAUAGGUUUGAAAUCAUGGGAGAAGAGGAAAUUGCCUUCAAAAUGAUUCGCACAAAUGUGUCUCAUGUAGUUGGUCAGCUGGAUGACAUACGAAAAAAUCCCAGAAAAUUUGUUUGCUUAAAUGACAAUAUUGAUCACAAUCAUAAGGAUGCCCAGACAGUGAAAGCGGUGCUUAGGGAUUUUUAUGAAUCAAUGUUUCCUAUUCCUUCCCAAUUUGAACUGCCAAGAGAAUAUCGGAAUCGUUUCCUUCAUAUGCAUGAACUCCAGGAAUGGAGGGCAUAUAGAGACAAGCUGAAAUUCUGGACCCACUGUGUUCUAGUAACACUUAUUGUAUUUACAGUCAUCUCAUUUUUUGCCGAACAGCUAAUCGCACUUAAACGAAAGAUUUUUCCAAGAAGAAGGAUCCAAAAGGAAGAUGGUCAUGAACGAAUCAAAGUGUAGAAGAGCUUUAUUUUGGAGAUCAGACUACCUCAAGAUGUGAUAAGCAUUUAAAAUCUCUCAUAAGUGUCUUUUAUGGUUUGAUAUUUAACUGAGUUGAUAUGAAGAAAAAAAAUCAUGCAUCUACAUUUAUAAUCUCUGCAGUACUCUGAUAUACAAGCUGCUGGAACUGUGACAGAAAGCUAAACAAAAAUGGCAGGAGCCUGUAUAUAGGCAGAUUUCAACUGAUCUUACUUUACAAAUGUUGGUACAUGGCCAUGCUAUCCUUUUUUAUAAAAAGGGUUACCUAAAGAAAUGUAGCUGCAUUUAUUGCAGUGGAUGUUGCCAACUACAUAUAAUGUUGGAAGGCAGAGUUGUUUGGGAUGAGCUUAACAGAUCCUUGAUCUUGUGUUCCGAAAGAUUUCUGCAGAAUUCUGUCACUGCUUUCUUUUUUUUUUUUCCUUUAGCCCUAUGGGAAUUAUGUAAUUUGUCAUUUACCCUUAGUCUACAUUUAAUGACGUUGGCAUUCCUUAAAGCACAGUGACAAUUCACUCCCCCCAAUUUGUAGUACUGAAUUGGAAUUUCGAAGAAAUGCAUGCUAAUAAGAAUACACGGUAACAGAACAGGUAAUGGUUAUUUUAGAGUUACUUUACAUUUUAUCUGGUGUAUUAUAUUCCAAAGAAUACAGUGGGUGUUGUCUUGAUUACAAAGAGAGGGUUGUAAUCAAGUGAAAGUGAUUAAGUUAUAUUGUUUUAAAAGCACUGUAAAUAUAACAACAGAAGUGCCUCUCUAUCUGAAUGGGUAAUGAACUGCUUUAAUGUAGCAAUGUGUGGGAGCAGUGUUUCACUUCAUAAAACAAUAUUUAUACUGACAAAUGAAGCUUUGUGAUUUUUUUUUUCUAAAUUUCACAGGACUUGGCCCUGUGUUUGAGACAUCAGACUGGUAUGAUUUUAUGUGGGGGGAAAAAAGAUACUUUUCAGGCAGAACUUUCUGGUGGUGUAUCUUCAUUGUACAAGCAGUAUUCAAAGAAUGCAUUAUUUUUUUUUUUGUAAUUGGGUGUACAAAAUGUAUGUGCAUAUGUAUUGUAAAAUACUUGGUUUGCUUUGAAAUCAACUAAAAUGUGAUGAAAGGUUUGUCUGUUUCUGUUUUGGAGUACAACAAAACUCGCUCAUUUUGAUAAAAUAGCCAUUAAUGCUUA
This is a messenger RNA of Phasianus colchicus (ring-necked pheasant), 5006 nucleotides long. RefSeq names its product N-acetylglucosamine-1-phosphate transferase subunits alpha and beta (gene GNPTAB). Gene Ontology annotation, molecular function: UDP-N-acetylglucosamine-lysosomal-enzyme N-acetylglucosaminephosphotransferase activity; calcium ion binding. Lineage: Eukaryota; Metazoa; Chordata; Aves; Galliformes; Phasianidae. Gene Ontology annotation, cellular component: Golgi apparatus. Gene Ontology annotation, biological process: carbohydrate phosphorylation; N-glycan processing to lysosome. The record is from RefSeq and is a predicted model, not a curated record.